This is a messenger RNA of Cuscuta epithymum, 668 nucleotides long. NCBI's taxonomy places the organism in Eukaryota, Viridiplantae, Streptophyta, Magnoliopsida, Solanales, Convolvulaceae. The record is from the annotation of a GenBank genome assembly.
AAAUCUAUAAAAUCACAUGCCCCAUAAUCGUCCCCGAAUCCCUUAAACUAAUUUGAAGUUUCAAAUCCGAAGUGAAUUGAAUAAUAAUCAUGUCUUCUACUUCAGAGAAGAAAGUUGUGAUCCUGAGGAGCUCCGACGGCGAGGAGUUCCAAGUCGACGAGUCCGCGGCUAUUCAGUCCGUCACCAUAAAGAAUAUAAUCGAAGAAGAUUGCGGCGGCGGCGUUAUCCCUCUCCCGAAUGUCGACGCCAAAACUCUGGCGAAGGUUAUAACCUAUUGGAAGGAACUGGCCGCGGCUAAGGACGCGGCCAAUAUGAAGGAAUUCAAUGAGAAAUUCAUGGCGGAGGAGGAACAGGAUUCGGUGGUCGCGCUAAUCAUGGCGGCUAAUUACCUGGACACGAAGCCGCUGUUGGACAUUCUGUGCCAGAGGAUCGCCGAUACGAUUAAAGAUAUGUCGCCGGAGGAGGUACGAGCGUUUUUCAAUAUCGAGAAUGACUUCACCCCUGAAGAAGAGGCCAAACUCAGAUCGGAGCAUGCUUGGGCUUUCGAGUGAUUAUUUGAUUUUAUUUUGAAUGUGAAUGAUUAUUUUUUUACUGAAUUUAAUUCAACGUAUCUUUUUCUUAAUGGAAUUUAAUUUCUUAUUCUCGGAUUAUGUUUGUUUAUAUUAAGA